Colias croceus (clouded yellow) is the source of this 4565-nucleotide messenger RNA. RefSeq names its product protein spire (gene spir). Bases 357 to 2951 code for a protein of 864 amino acids. Gene Ontology annotation, cellular component: cell cortex; cytoplasmic vesicle membrane. NCBI's taxonomy places the organism in Eukaryota, Metazoa, Arthropoda, Insecta, Lepidoptera, Pieridae. The record is from RefSeq and is a predicted model, not a curated record. Gene Ontology annotation, biological process: actin filament network formation; actin filament polymerization; actin nucleation. Gene Ontology annotation, molecular function: actin binding. The transcript is spliced from 18 exons.
AGCUGACAGCGCAGUGCGCACCCUACGACACUUCGCAGUUCGGUUGAAGCCGCCGAUAAGAGCGCUCGUACCGAGUGACUGCACCCACUACGCGAUCGCGCACGCGCUUCUGCGAUUCCGACGACGCAGAAUCCUACAGAUUACCAAAUAUAAAUUGUAACCACCCCCUUUUCGGACCCAAUGUGACAGUGACAUUUCGGGGAGUCGAUGACAGCGUAGAACUUUGUUAUUAAUUAUUAUGUUUGUGUUAAAUCGGUGACAAAAUCGUAGUGUAUCGUGAAAACAGUGAACGGCUCGUAUGAUUUUAGUGUUUUAAAUAUUAUAUUCAGUGAUAAUGACAUCGGGCGGGUAGCGUGAUGAUGCGCAAGGAGAGCGGGACGGUGUGCGCGCUGGACGCCGCCGAUUGCCUGACCCUGCAGCAGAUCCUGCAGGCCUUCAACUCGAACGUGAGCGAGGAGCACGCGUGGGCGCUGUUCUACCAGGCCGCGCGCUGCUUCCAGAAGUGCCUGGCCGACGGCGCCGCCUGCUUCCUGCCGUCGCAGCUGGCGCAUGUGCUGCUGCACAAGGACGGCGCCGUGCACCCCGACACGCUGCUAAACCCCAGAGAUGACAGCAGCAGACAGCGUGUUAAAUCAGAAUAUGAGCUGGUGGUGAACCUGGCGAUAGUGGUGUACCAUGCGCUGGACUACACGCACGGCGAGGACGAGGAGCGCCUCGUGUCGCCCGACCUGGAGGCGCUCAUCACCGACAUGACCAACGGGAACAUUGCGGAGGAGGACGAGGAGUGCGGUAUGUCGGAGGGCUCGGAGACGUCGGAGGGCGGGCGCGCCGACACGGACGACGAGGGCAUCGAGCGCGACGCGGAGCCCGCGCCGCGCCGCCGCCGACGCCUGCGCACCUUCCUGCUCAAGGACGUCGUCGAGCGCUGCGUGUGGCACUGCGGCGGGCGCGGCGCGCGCGCGCGCGACUCGGCGGCGGCGCACUACCGCGCCGUGUGCCGCGCGCUCGUGGCCGAGGCGCUGGAGCUGGCGUCGUUCCUGGCGCGCGUGCGCGUCACCGCCGCGCGCGACCUCGGCGCGCACGAGGACUCCGCCAUGCAUCUCGACACGCUGCACUUCUCCGACUGGUCAAACCGAAGGAUUUGGAGAGCGCUACAAGCGAGAUUCUGGAUGCAAGUGAUCGGGGAGCUGCGCAUGGGCGUGAAGCUGAAGAAGGUGAACUACUCGCGCACGCCCAUCGAGUACGAGCUCACGCCCUACGAGAUCCUCAUGGACGACAUCCGCUCGCGCCGCUACACGCUGCGCAAGGUCGACGGCGCCAUCCCGCACAAUGUUAAGAAAGACGCACACGCAAUGAUACUCGAAUUCAUAAGAAGUAGACCUCCACUUAAAAAGGCAUCGGAGCGUAAGCUGGCGCCGGCGCGACGCGAGGUGACGCCGCGCGAGCAGCUGCUGCGCUCCAUCCAGCUCGGGCGGCCGCUGCGCCCCACGCCCUACUCGCACCACUCGCACCACUCGCACCACUCGCCCCACUCGCACCACUCGCACCACUCGCACCACUCGCCCCGCGCCGCCUACUCGCGCACGCACCCGACAAGCGGAGGCGUGAGCGGCAGCGGGCCGGGCGGCGGCGGGGGAGUGGGCGGCGGGGAGGCGCGGCGCGCGGGCGGCGGGGACGUCACGCCGCACGCGCCGCCGCAGCGGAGGCUCAUCAAAGUUGACUUUGAUAAUCUUGAGGACGAUGAGGACGAGGAGGACACGGAGCCGUGCGCCAGCCCCGAGCGGCCGCUGCCGCUGCCGCGUCUCUCCGCACCGCGUCAGCCACCCAAGCCCUGGAAGAGAACUGUGGUGGAGCCGCCGCGGGCGCCGCCGCGCGCGCACAUCUCGCACCACGAGUACCACCAGUUCUGCGACGAAACUCUCGAAUCGUACGACCUGGCGACGCAGUGCCCGUCGCGGCGCGCGUCCAUGCGGCGCCACACGCUGGCGCACGCCGUGCCCCCCACCGACGGCGCGCAGUCGCUGCCCCACUCCAGGCCAGGAUCGCGCGCGUCUUGCGGCGGCGGCGCGUCACUGGCGAGCAGCGAGGCGGAGGGCGCGGCCGAGCUGUCGUGGUCGCGCUCCUCGCUGCAGGACGAGCUCAUCAAGUCGGUUAGUGGCAGCCCUCUGUGCGUCUCGCAUAAGCAAUGGCAAGAGGCGAUCAUGAGCGAGGAGCGGCUGUCGCUGACGCUGGAGGAGAUCGUGCACAUCCGCUCCGUGCUCACCAAGGCGGAGCUCGAGGUGCUCCCCGUCGAGGGCCGCGUCAAAGAGGACGUCGAGAAGAGACGGGUUUGUUUCCUGUGCUUAAAGACGAGAUUCGGCAUAUUCGGGCCCUGGGGCCAAAAAUGUAAACUAUGUAAAAAGACUGUCUGUCAAAAGUGCUGUUCUAAGAUGCGCAUCCCGACGGAGCACUUCGCGCACGUGCCGGUGGUGCUGCUGAGCCCGUCGCUGCUGCCGUCGCCCGACGACGAGCCGUCCUCGUUCCCGCGCUCGCUCAUGGCGCGCCUCGUGUCCGCCGACCACCACGGGGCGGUGGAGAACAGCGUGGGCAGCGCGCCCAGCAGCCCGGCGGCGGCGCGGCGCGCGGCGGGCGCGGCGGGCGCGGCCGGCGCGGCGUCGGCGCCCGGCUCGCGCGGCGGCUCGGCGCUGGGCUUCUGCGAGCCGCUGUCCGUGCCGCCGGGCGCCAUGUCGCGCAGCGUGGACGGGCCGCCCAGCGCGCCGGGCGCGGCGCCGGCGCGGCGCGGCGCGGCGGCCGAGCGCCUGCGCGGCGUGCAGAUGGCCGUGUGCCACGACUGCAAGGCGAUGGUGCUGCAGAUCAUCAAGUCGUCGCGCGCGUCGCGCUCGGCGUCGCGGGACCGCGCGCUGCGGCACCUCACGCUCGACCUGGCGCCGGUCUACGCGGCCGACUGCUAGCCGCGAGCCGGCGCCCGUCUAUCGCACAAAGCUCUCCGCGAACGUGAAAUCUGAGACGCUCGACCGUGUUGAAUGUGAUGAUGAACUUUAAAGUGAAUCCGUAUUUUGUCACCGUGUAAUAGAAUAUAUUUAUGAUAUAUUUUUCCGAAUAGAAUUUUUAAAUUUUAUGUCUACAAUUUAAAUGUGAAUCGUAAUAAUCUGUGUUCAAAAUGUUAAAACGCUAUGAACGUUAUCGUGUGAAGAAUCGUAUGUUAUAUGAGUGUUGAGACUUAUAAUUCGACCCGUUUCUCUACGCGUACUCGAGUCGGCACACGCGUCGACUUGACUGUUUGACUUAUGAAAUAUUUAAUCUGAAUAGAAAAAUAGUGAAUACUUGACCUCGGAGAAAGCGUGAGCGCGUAUCGAACGCAAUCAUGGUUCCGCGCGUCACCCGUGUGCCAUACGCCUGCGCCGUGCGCACGUGCGCCCGUACACACAUACACACACACGCACACACGCACACGCCCACGCCAGCUGAUCGUUGAGGACUCGAUAUUGACGUAAUUCUCGACAGACUGGGCUAGUGUCAGGCUUAUAAUAUUUCGAUUGGAAUUACUUAUUGAAGUUAUCUAAGUAUAUAUCUUUAGUUUAAAUGGAGCUGGUAAAUGUUGGCUCUACGUUUUCCUAUAUACAUAUAUAUUUCAUUUCUAAGAUACUGUUACUUUUAAAGUUUCUCAUGGAAAGUAACAAGUAUCUUUAUCGAAGCGUGAUUCGUUGGCCCUAUAAAUUAAAAUUUUUUUAUAAUUUUAAAGUGAUCGUACAUCAACAUCAUAAAACUCGCAACUAAUAAUUUUUAUAAGAUGACAACAAUUGAUUUGACUUCAAAACAUGCCGACUAAGUGUUAAAAACAUGCUAAACUUUUUUUAUUUAUUUAUUAUAAUCAGUAUUUAAUGUUCACAAAGCCACGACCAAAGUGAUAAUAUAAAAUUCAUCUCCAAUGAAAAAGCUAAUAUAUGGAAACAUGGUGCCAACAUCGGGUCUGAUUAACUGAAAUGAGGUAUUUCCUAUUUCAUCAUUCCUUAGUUUUAUUUAGAAUAAAUUAAAUUAUUUUGCCAAAUAUGUAAGCGCGCUCCACAACCAUGUAAAUAUAAAAACAAACCUGCAUUGGUUAGAUAUUCUUAGGUUCGAUUGUUAAUAAUUGUAUGGUGUACCAAACUGUAUCUAAUUAAACUCACUAUUACGGCUUUUUUUGAACUGGGACUCGAGCUUCACUAGAAUUCUAAACUAUUUAGCUGUGUCUUGCCAUCUUCUAAUUUACACUAUGCACAUUAUACAAAGAAACACAGGUACAACAAAUCUAACAUUUUUGAAUAAUAAUUUAUCUUAUUAUAUAAUACCACAUUUUGGCCUAAUUUUAUUUUUUCCUUUAAGAAAUAUAUGAAAAUUAUAUAAUACAUAUUUGUUAUGUCUAAUACUGUUAUGCAUACUUACCGAAUUCCCAGUUGAUAAUCUUGUAAAUGUAUGUAAAUUUUAGUAGUCUAUAUUAGAUGUUACAUAGGUUGUAAAAAUUAAAAGCAAACCUAAAGAAAAAAUAAAGAAUAUAUAACAGAAAUAAAUAAAAGAAUUACAAAUUU